Molecule: messenger RNA, 675 nt
Organism: Parastagonospora nodorum SN15
Lineage: Eukaryota; Fungi; Ascomycota; Dothideomycetes; Pleosporales; Phaeosphaeriaceae
Exons: 1
Coding region: 1-675 (224 amino acids)
Source: RefSeq, a predicted model, not a curated record
AUGGCGGUUACAGACAUCCAAACCCAUUUGCCCAGUAUCGCCCCAGCCUCAGCGCCUGAGCGUCUCUACGGAAACGUCCAGGCCGAGAACAAGUCUCCUCAGACCAUGAAGGCAGUCAAGAUCAUGGUGUCUGUUGGGUAUCGUGCGCUCCAAAAGGCAAUGGCUACGCAUUCAAACCGUGUCCUCAAAGCUUCUCGCCGCCGAACUCGAUCAGCUCUCCCAAUCACUUACCCCGCCACAGCAGGCCCUCCACCCCAGGACCUCGACCGCGUCUUCGAUCAUAUCGAGCGCAUGCGCUACGAGCGACGCACGAGACACUACCAACGCCAGCUCGGAAAGUGCUUUGUCAACCGGCAACCGUGGGACGAUGGCCAGACAAUCGCUCGGGCACGCAUCGACGACCAGGGGUUCCGUCGAAGGCAUGUCACGGCGAUUGCCAACCGCGUGUUUGGGGAAAGCCGCGCCGAGGGGGACGUCUCGCUGCCAAUGCAGACGAGCUUUGGCACUUCGACUUUUGUGAAUGGUGCGCUGGAAGAUCCGUUUGGGCCGUUGCUUUCGGAGACUGCGCAGGAGGAUACCACACCACCGGAAGUGUUGGAGAGCUACAAGGUGUCGCAGGAUAUGCGUCGGCGCAUUGAGCUGGAGAGGUACCAGGGAUCAUGUAAUGGGACUUAG